This is a messenger RNA of Camelina sativa (false flax), 1564 nucleotides long. The record is from RefSeq and is a predicted model, not a curated record. NCBI's taxonomy places the organism in Eukaryota, Viridiplantae, Streptophyta, Magnoliopsida, Brassicales, Brassicaceae.
GAUCAGUCCUUUGAUCUGGAAGAUUGGCUUCCAAUCACAGCAUCACGAAAUGCCAAUUGGUACUAUUCGGCUUUCCACAACGUCACUGCCAUUGUUGGUGCUGGACUUCUCGGUCUUCCUUACGCUAUGUCCGAGCUUGGAUGGGGACCUGGGGUUGUGGUGUUGAUCUUGUCAUGGGUCAUCACUUUAUACACCCUCUGGCAAAUGAUUGAGAUGCACGAGAUGUUUGAAGGCCAACGGUUUGAUAGGUACCAUGAGCUGGGUCAGGCUGCCUUUGGGAAGAAGCUUGGUUUGUACAUCAUCGUGCCCCUCCAACUUCUUGUUGAAAUCAGUGUCUGCAUUGUCUAUAUGGUCACUGGAGGUAAAUCCCUUAAGAAUGUACAUGACCUUUCCGUGGGAGAUGACAGCUGCACAGAUAUGACUAUUCGACACUUCAUUCUCAUCUUUGCCUCUUCCCAGUUUCUUCUCUCCCUUCUUAACAACUUCAAUUCCAUUUCUGGAGUCUCUUUGCUUGCUGCUGUCAUGUCAGUAAGCUAUUCCACAAUUGCUUGGGUUGCCUCGCUGAGGAAGGCAGCCGCCACAGGGAGUGUAGUAGAGUACGGCUACAAAAAAAGAACAACCUCAGUGCCAUUAGACUUCUUAAGUGCACUAGGGGAGAUGGCUUUCGCCUACGCAGGUCAUAACGUUGUUUUAGAAAUUCAAGCAACCAUCCCAUCAACACCAGAAAACCCAUCAAAACGACCCAUGUGGAAGGGAGCCGUUGUAGCUUAUAUCAUUGUAGCUUUCUGCUACUUCCCUGUGGCCCUUGUAGGCUUCAAGACCUUUGGAAACAGUGUUGAAGAAAACAUCCUCGAAUCACUCUCAAAACCAAAGGCACUUGUCAUUGUAGCCAACAUGUUUGUGGUCGUACACCUCCUGGGAAGCUAUCAGGUGUACGCAAUGCCCGUGUUUGACAUGAUCGAAUCUGUAAUGAUAAAGAAAUGGCACUUCAGUCCAACAAGAGUUCUACGGUUUACCAUCCGAUGGGCUUUUGUGGCCGCCACGAUGGGAAUAGCAGUCGGUUUACCGUAUUACAGUGCGUUGCUGUCAUUUUUUGGGGGAUUUGUGUUCGCCCCGACCACAUACUUUAUCCCAUGCAUCAUGUGGCUGAUCCUAAAGAAACCAAAGAGAUUUAGUCUAUCAUGGUGUAUCAACUGGUUGUUCAUCAUUCUUGGGGUUGUACUGAUGAUCAUAGCACCUAUUGGGGGACUGGCCAAACUAAUCUAUCAUAUUAAAAAGGGCAGUCUACCUAACUCCAAAUGCAAACUACCUAAAAACUGAGUGCACUAGGCUUUGCAACAUGAAUUCCUUGUAGGUAUGGUUGGAUGCAACGAUGUCACUUUUGUACUAGAGAGAGGCUAUAUAUAAAGCAAACUCUAGAGUAAAAUAUUUAGGGACAAUUCCGAGACACAUCCUCCUCUCUCAUUGGUUUCUUAGGCUCACAAGAUAAAGUGUUCGUGGUUUACUCGGAUUAAAGAAAGCUUGUUUACAUUUUUGAAUCUAACUAAUCGUUUUUUUACAACAA